Messenger RNA from Mangifera indica (mango), 1687 nucleotides. Its product is annotated as calumenin-B-like. NCBI's taxonomy places the organism in Eukaryota, Viridiplantae, Streptophyta, Magnoliopsida, Sapindales, Anacardiaceae. The transcript is spliced from 9 exons. The record is from RefSeq and is a predicted model, not a curated record. Gene Ontology annotation, molecular function: calcium ion binding. The coding region runs from base 190 to 1314 and encodes 374 amino acids. Gene Ontology annotation, cellular component: endoplasmic reticulum.
CAUCUUCCCAACCCAUUACGAAGGCCCGUCCAAUCUAUCACCAAGUUAACAUUCCUUUUCUCUGCUCACUUUACCUACCUUGCUUUAAUCCCAAGUCUAAUUUGUCAACUCAGUCUUUCUUCUUCAGAUCUCUCACAAACACGUCGUCCAAUCUAUUUACCUUUCUUUCUUCUUUCUGUGAAUCUUAAUAUGGGUAAAUUUUCAGUAAUCAUUUACAUAACUAUAGCUCUGCUUCUUCUCUUAUUUCUUUCGCAAUCGCCCAAGCAGCCUCAGAACCACCGCCACCGAAGGCUGAGACUUCGAUCUUCUUUCAAGUUCAACCCUACACGUCACGAGCCUGUCCCAUUUGACCCACUUGUGGCCGACAUUGAGCGGAUUCGCGAGGACAGGCAGUGGGAGAAAUUGUACAUGGAGGACGCGCAUCCCGAGCUUGUAAGCCAUGAACACGAGCCUGCCCCGGGCCAUGAGAGUCAGCCCGAGUGGGAAGAUUUUAUGAAUGCAGAAGAUUACUUGAACGAUGAGGAGAAGUUCAAUAUUACCAAUAGGCUGGUGCUUUUGUUUCCAAAGAUUGAUGUGCAGCCACCUGAUGGGUAUAUUAGCGAGAGUGAGUUGACUGACUGGAACAUGCAGCAGGCUGAGAGGGAUGUGAUGCACAGGACUCAGAGAGAAUUGGAGACUCAUGAUAAAAAUCGGGAUGGACUUGUGUCCUUUGCAGAGUAUGAGCCUCCCAGUUGGGUUCGUAAUGCAGAUAACAGUUCUUUUGGCUAUGAUAUGGGUUGGUGGAAAGAGGAUCAUUUUAAUGCAGCGGAUGCUGAUGGAGAUGGUCUUUUGAAUAUAACUGAGUUUAAUGAUUUUCUACACCCAGCUGAUAGCAAAAAUCCAAAGCUUAUAUUGUGGUUGUGCAAAGAAGAAGUAAGGGAGAGAGAUUCAGACAAAGAUGGUAAAGUUAAUUUUAAAGAAUUUUUCCAUGGGCUCUUUGACUUGGUAAGGAACUAUGAUGAAGAAGGUCAUAAUUCUUCUGAUUCAUUUGAUGACUCAAUGGAUGCCCCAGCUAGACAGUUAUUUUCUCAGCUUGACAAAGAUGGUGAUGGAUUUUUGGCAGAUGUAGAGCUAAUUCCAAUAAUUGGAAAAAUUCAUCCAUCAGAGCGAUACUAUGCAAAACAACAAGCAGAUUACAUCAUAUCUCAGGCAGACACUGAUAAAGAUGGUCGUCUAACCCUGAUAGAGAUGAUUGAGAACCCCUACGUAUUUUACAGUGCUAUUUUCAGUGAUGAGGAGGAAGACAAUUUUGACUACCAUGAUGAGUUCCGUUAAUUUCUGGCCAGGUCACUAUGAAAAAACGAAUAGAUUUCAAAUUCUUUGUUCGUGAGAAUGUACUACUUAAUAUAGAAUUAAAAUUAUGGAAGUUUUUACAACCUUCAUUGAGGAUCAUGCCCAGCAAAAGUGCCUUACUGGAUUUUGGAGAUAUCGACUGCCUCCAAACCUUGGAUGGGCGGUUGGAACAUUAACUUACUGGGGAAGAAUUUGUUGAAGAUAAUUAUAUACUUUUUCAGUUGGUUUUUUUUUUUUUUUCAAUCAAUUUUCAAUUAGUUGAUGUACAUGUACCAUAGAACAUCACUGAUCAUCAUUAUUUGUUCACGGUUUCCACUUUAGGUUUGAUUAAAAUCUAGGGCUGCUGUUAUUGGGA